This is a messenger RNA of Babesia ovata, 2835 nucleotides long. RefSeq names its product Tetratricopeptide repeat 1, putative. Lineage: Eukaryota; Apicomplexa; Aconoidasida; Piroplasmida; Babesiidae. The record is from RefSeq and is a predicted model, not a curated record. Gene Ontology annotation, molecular function: protein binding. Bases 1 to 2835 code for a protein of 944 amino acids. The transcript has 4 exons.
AUGUAUGGCAUAAAGAUGUCCUGGUUAAGAAAUAAUUUGUUAUAUGUGAUUAUUUUCAUUAGAUGCGCGGUGAGUGGCAUCGUUGUCGACCUUAUGACAGACCGUUUACCUGAUGGAGUUGAGACCUUUCACGGAGCCCUCUCGAACGGCGGUAUAUACAGAUUUAUACGUGGUAUAGAGGAGCUAAUAACGGACAUAAAAUAUGGUAAAACGGAGAUUGAAUAUUUGGUGGGCUAUACUGGGGAAUUGGUCUACUCGCAUAUGGAAGAUUUUCGUGUAGGUCAUGAACGGUACGUAAAGUACUCCUUUGGUUCAACACUAGGGAAUCGUGUGGUCUUCCGUAGUCGAACUGUUCAAUGUAGUGAGAAUGGGCCAGUUCCGAAAAAGGUGUCAGAUUUGAUCAAUUUCUUACGUGGCCCAAUUUUGUUAUCACUUCAUACGACACCAGGAAUACCACUACAUCCAUUGGUAGAUUUGAAGAAAAGUAAACACAAUAUUCGCGGAUACACAUAUAAGGUGUUGAGUUUCAUCAGAUUGCAGUCGGAAGGAAAAUGGAGAAUAGAACGAAUGAAAUAUCAAUUUGGCGAGAUUGGCAUAUCAGAAAUUAAGCAUUUUCCUCUGGGAUAUACUGCUAUAUUUCGUAGAGAAUGCGCUCAAUAUUACAUUUUUAUGCUGGACGAUUAUUAUUAUAUACAUUUGGAUGACGACUUAGAAAUUAUGGUAGACAUAUCACAUAUGAGCAAAGUGAACGGUAAAAAGGCCGAUGUGUCGUGGAUCCCCAGUGGUGAUGUGUUGUGUAACUGGACACCAAGCGGAUGCGUGGGUUCUGAAUCGGUAUUGCGGACGUUGUUGCUAUCAGACAUCACGAGAGACGGAAACGAGAUGACACCAAGCUCAGCACAUGCGUCCACGCGUCAUAUAUACAUAUUAGUGCCAACGCAAUUGAAGCACAUGCCGAUGUUUCAACAAUAUGCGACAUACGAUGCGUCGAGAAACACCGUGACCUACGACGUGGAUUUCUUGAUUAGUCGUGUUGAGUCACAAAGUCGCGGUAGAUUGCGAACCACGAUUCAUAUGACCCCACGCCCUGCCGUUGUUCGCUCAGAGAGUUCGUCUAUCGUAUUGUGCGCUGUGACCGAGGAUGCUCUCAACUAUUCGAGAGCUCAAACACCACCCACCGAGCCUCCGAUAAAUCAUGCUGAUGACGCAAAUGACUCCUUUCAUUUAGAAAACCUUAUCGCACGCAUGAUACCGCCAGGGCUCGACCCCAUAGCUGAUCUACUAGAUGCAUCGGAUAUUCUUGUCGACGAUGGAGAUAGUGAUAUCUCCCUCUCCGAAUUACAGCCGACAAUUGUCGAACUAAUACCUCCCACACUAGACCCUGAAGCAUCAACAGUAGCGGAUGGCAUUCCAGAUAUGGAUUAUAGCGCGUUCGGAGAUUCAAGCGUUGAAGGUGACGCAUCAGAGGCGCCCAUAUUCUCUACGGAAAUGAACGAGGGAUUGUACUCGCCAGGCACGAUAUACGACGAAACCUAUCCAGACGACGAGACCUACGCGGAGGACGCAACCAUGGAGGAGAACGGAAGCGGGAGUGGGCAACAAUUAGACCUGUCCGAUAUUCUCAUUUAUGAUGACGAGGAUGAUGUGUCGUCAGGCGAGUUCCGGUCGUUGAUUAGCGACCUCACCCCUACGUUUGACCAACUUGCACUGCCGGUUGACCAUACGUUUGCGGAAAUGGAGGGUAACGCAGGCGGAGGCAACCACGGGCAGACGCACCGCUUCGCCGAGCAAAAGCGCAACGAGAUGGAACCUAGCGUCGCACCUGUGGCUAGCACUAGCAUCAGAGGCAGUGCAGCAUUGCCGCGUACUGUUUGCGCCUUGAUGAGCAGGCCCUUUCCCGGGAGUGCUUGCGGUAUCGCCUGCACUGUAUGUCGGAGAUACCGCCUCGCCGGAGCCUUCCUCAAUCACCACCGUGUCGAUUUAAGCGUAACACACAGUUGCGUAUGGACGCCGCAUUUGCGCCGCGUCGGUUGUUGGAAGUGGGUCGCCGGGCCGCAGCGGUACCGAGCCAUGAGCGACACUCGACGUCCGCAGAGCCCACCAGAAACACACCCAACGGAACCAGACAACAGUCGACUUUUUAAUGCUUCUAAUGUUCGUGCUAUGAGUGACGAUAGGUGUUAUGUGAACGAUGAGGGUGACUCCUCCAAGGAAGCCCCUGCGACCGAUGACAAGGAUGCUUCUAGCGCCACCUUAUGUGAUGAAGACACGCUCGAAUCCGGUGGCGAACGUUAUCUAUUUGGCAGACAUUCUCCUAGCUUCCUAAAAGAGCGUGGUAAUAACGCUUUUAAAGACGGAGACUAUCUUGCGGCACGCGAGCUGUAUACGGAUGCCAUUCUGAGACUUGAGCAUUCCGACAAUGACGCUCUGGGAGCACAGUUGUACUGCAACAGAGCCGCAUGUCAUAUCGCAAUGGAGGACUUCGACUCCGCUGUGGCAGACGCCACAGAAGCCGUAAUGCUGGACCGCUCUUACGUGAAGGCAUACCUAAGGCGCGGCUCGGCGUACGAGAAAAUGGGCAUGCAGCAGAAAGCCCUUGCUGACCUGAACAAAGCCGUGGAACUUGAUGGCACAAUAGAGCCGCAAUACCGCGACAAGAUCUGCAAAUUAAAAGUGGGAGCUGAAAAGGAGUUUGCCAAGGAGAAGGAUGAAAUGAUGGGAAAACUGAAAGACCUAGGGAACACCCUUCUGGGUAAGAUCGGCCUUUCUCUGGACAAUUUCAAAGUAAACAAGGACGAGAACACCGGGUCAUACAACAUCCAAUUCCAAAACUGA